Messenger RNA from Lagopus muta (rock ptarmigan), 1779 nucleotides. It is a transcript of the gene ARL6IP4, whose product is annotated as ADP ribosylation factor like GTPase 6 interacting protein 4. NCBI's taxonomy places the organism in Eukaryota, Metazoa, Chordata, Aves, Galliformes, Phasianidae. The record is from RefSeq and is a predicted model, not a curated record. The transcript is spliced from 5 exons. Bases 224 to 955 code for a protein of 243 amino acids.
UACCGCGCUCGGUGUCCCCGCGCCGUGAGUGGCUCCGCGAGCGCUUCGCUGUCGGUUCCGCCGAAACCCGGAACCACGGAGGGCGGCGCAGGGACCCGGGCGGCGCAUUGUGAGUGAGGACCGGAAGUGAGCGGGGGAGACCGGAAGUGAGGUCUGGGGCUGUAACGGCGGCGCGGUGCUCGGUGCGCGCGGCGAGGCCCGGGGACUACGGCCCCGGCGCACCAUGGCCCGCGGGCGGUCCCGGAAGCGGUCCCGGAGCAGCAGCAGCCGCAGCCCCUCUGGGAGCGGACGGGAGAAGCGCGGCGUGAGGAGCGGUGCGGCCUCCCCGGGUCCCCGGCACCGGCCGAGCUCUGCGGCCGCCAGGGAAGGAAGGAAGAAGGAGGGUAGGAAGAAAAAAAAGAGGAAGGCAAAUGCUUCGUCCUCUGACAGUUCGUCGUCCUCCUGCUCCUCAUCCUCCUCCUCCACCUCCUCCAGUGACAGUGACACCAGAGCGAAGCGGCACGGCAAAAGGAAGCGAGGGAAACACAAAGACAAGAAGAAGAAGAAGAAGAAGAUAAAGAAGAAAUUGAAGAAGUCAAAAGAAAGAGUUAAGGAGGACAGAGGUGUGAGUGAGGCACUGCCCGGCCCUUCACUGGAGCUGUGGCAGAAGGAGCUACAGGUCGACCCCGGGCCAGUUUUGACAGAUGAGCAGAAGUCCCGAAUCCAGGCUAUGAAGCCAAUGACAAAGGAGGAAUGGGACGCGAGGCAGAGCGUUAUCAGAAGAGUGGUGGAUCCUGAAACAGGGAGAACCAGGCUUAUUAAGGGAGAUGGAGAAGUGCUGGAGGAAAUCGUCAGCAAGGAGAGACACAAGGAGAUUAACAAGGUACUGGGGCUGAUGGUUGGGUUGUUUUGCUCCUCAAGGGGGCCCCACCAGGGCAAAGAGUCCUGGCAGCCCCACGGAAGCCCCAGCCAGUGAGUGCUGUGGUCUACUGUCCCGGUAAAGGCUGUGCUCUGAGUGCCAUCUCUCCUGUUCCAGCAAGCCACCCGUGGGGAUGGGCUGGCCUUCCAGGUGAGGACGGGGAUGCUGCAGUGAGCCUGUGCUGUAGCUGUGCUGGAGACUUGUCCUGCUGCGGGCACAGCCCUGGCACACUGAUGAGCUGGACCUGCAGGCAGCACUGCAUCGGUAUGCUUCCCUGGGGCAGUGCCAUUCAGUCUGUAAGUUACUGCCUGGGAAGGAGAAAGACCUUAAUGGUUCAUCUCCCAUUAAACAGCUUCUCUCCUUCCUCUCAUAACUGGGGCCAGCAUGGCUGUAAUGCUGCUUGCCCUUGUGACCCUUUUAAGGCCUGAGGAGCUCAGCAGCACAGAGAUGCUGAUGCCUUAUCUCUGGGCUUUUGUUGGCAGGAGCUGGCACAGGGUCUGCAGCAGGGCUGCAACACUGACAGCUGCGUCUUCCCUUCAGGGGCUGCUUUCGGUCCCUUUUGUGCUGCUCUGUCUGCCCCACACGCUGAGAACCUGGGGACAGGGGUUUUGCUCACCCAUUGUGUGGAGAGGAACCUUUGCCUCGCUCUCUUCCUGCCCUUUCCUGCAGUGUGGCAGCAAUGCUGUCAGCAGCUUGGGGGCCCACACCCACAGUAACACAAAUGCCUGUUGUUUUCCCCCACUGCAAAGUUCAUACAUCUACGAACUUUAAAAUAAUAAAAUAAAAGUGGUUAUAGGACAAAUGAGUGACGCAGGACUGCUCUGCACAGAUUUCCAUGCUCUGUUUGUUGCUCUAACCCCCAUUAAAGUGGCGCUUGCUCA